This is a messenger RNA of Cotesia congregata, 720 nucleotides long. The record is from the annotation of a GenBank genome assembly. Lineage: Eukaryota; Metazoa; Arthropoda; Insecta; Hymenoptera; Braconidae.
GUAAGAAGAGCAGCAAACACAGCGCCAGCAUCGCGCGGUAUUGAAGACUACAAUCCGUUUGCAGACCCUGUUCCUGGACAGAAUAAUAACAAUCAAACGCAGCAAGUACGUGGUGCCUCAAAUCCGCCGAUGUACGGCGGUGUUGGAGCAACACCAACACCCGCAACUCUGCAACCGACCCAGGAAAUCCCGCCACCAAAUUACACCCGGAGAAAUAAUUGGCCACCACUGCCAGAAAAAUGUUGUUUCCAACCAUGUUUUUACCAAGAUAUUGAUGUUGACAUUCAUACAGACUUUCAAAGAGUGGUUAGACAAUUAUAUUAUCUUUGGAUUUCAUGGACUUGUAUUAUUAUUAAAUGUGAUCGGUGGUUUCGCUUUAAUGCUGUGUUACAAAGAGUUCGAAACAUUCGGUCUAGGUAUAGUCUACCUCAUACUAUUUACACCGUUUUCAUUCGUCUGUUGGUUCAGGCCAGCUUACAAAGCGUUCAAGAGUGAUAGUUCCAUUAAUUUUAUGGCAUUUUUUUUCGUAUUCUUCUUUCAACUUGUUGUAACUAGUGUCCAAGGUAUUGGAAUUCCUGGAGCUGGCACUUGUGGAAUAAUAAAAGCGAUAGCUUCUUUUGAUGGGACUGGAAAAGGAACAUUUGUUGGUAUACUGAUAUUUAUGAUUGCUACUUGUUAUGGUAUCGCUGCUGCUGGUGAUCUAUUAAUGUUGACAAAGGU